Messenger RNA from Ostreococcus lucimarinus CCE9901, 1317 nucleotides. RefSeq lists its product with no specific name. Bases 1 to 1317 code for a protein of 438 amino acids. Gene Ontology annotation, cellular component: GPI-anchor transamidase complex. Gene Ontology annotation, biological process: attachment of GPI anchor to protein. The record is from RefSeq and is a predicted model, not a curated record. NCBI's taxonomy places the organism in Eukaryota, Viridiplantae, Chlorophyta, Mamiellophyceae, Mamiellales, Bathycoccaceae. The transcript has a single exon.
AUGGACGCGCUCGCGGCGGCGUCGGACGAAGACGUCGACGCGCGGACGCGCGCGCUCGCGGACGAGAACGCGACGGUGUACGACUUCGUCGUCGUGCGCGAUCGUCGCGGUGAAAACGAUGAAGAGCGUGGGAAAUUUGUCGUCGGGACGCACCGAGCGGCAUGGAUGCGAUUCGACGACGAGCGUCUCCUCGCGGAUGAACUGGAGGAACGACUUCGCGCGCUAUUCGCACCUGCCGAUGAAACGACACCCAGCGCGUCACCGUUUCUCACGACAUCGGACGGUAUCUUGCUCGCAUCGUUUAGUCUGGUGAACGCGGAGCCGACGCCUGGGUACGCGUUUUCAUGGGAUUUUCAACGCGACGUCGAGCAACCGUUUCUCGGCGCGCUCCCGGAAGCGUUGAGUCGCGUAUUAGAGGUGCGGAUCGAGGCACAAGUGUUGCGACACGCACGCAGUCGGGUGCGACCGAUGUGGUCGGACAAACACAGGGGAUACGUGGUUGACUCGAAGCAGACACCAUUCUUCAUAGAUUCAGACUGGCCGAUCGACACGUCCGUGACGUACACGCCCAUCGACGGGAAACCGUUGCACUUUGUGGUGUACGUACCGCCUCAAACCGAGUGUCCACUGUAUGUGUUGGAUGAUAAUCAUGAAUUAACGGCGACAAAUGCGUUUAUCGUCGAAGGUUGGGGUGGGCUCGUGGUCGUCAAUCCUCCAGGAUGUGCGGUGGCUCGCGGCGAAAACGAAAUCAGACUGCGAAACGACGAAGUUGUAAACGUCGUGAACGCUUUCGUGCGCCAGCUUAGGAUUCAUUUAGGCGCGGGCGAAUUUCUGCAAAAAUUCGGAGCAAAGGUUUUACCGCCUAAGCACACCGGUUUCGCGACGUGGGAGGUCGAUGCGCUUGUGCAUUCGCGAUUGGUUGCCGAUUCGCAAUCGACGAUUUCUACUUUGAAAUCGCUUGACGAGGUCAUCUCGAGCAUAGCGGACAUCGCUGUUCCGGACGCUAUCGCUGAAAGAAUACUGGAGUCGGUUGAAGCACUCGAACGAGCGAUUGAUUUGGCGCAGAACGCACGGUACGACGAAGCCGGCGCGAGCGCGCGCUCGGCGCACGCGGCGGCGGAGAGAGCGUUCUUCGAUCCAUUCUCUCUCGGCGGUCUCGAGUCUUUUCCGUUCGAGUACAAAGUCGCAUCAGUGAUGCCAAUCAUAUUGCCGACGAUUUUCCCGCUAAUGUUAGGCUUCAUGCGUGAGAUGCGUCACUUCCAGCUUCGUCGCAGAGAAGCUUUUCGUGCGAGCGAGAGCUCGAAGAAGACGUCGUAA